GAUUGGUCACUUGGAGGAGGCGUCUCUCGCAGCUGGGCGGUUGGUGGCUAUUUCCGGAGUAAGAUGGCUGCAACGCGUGUGCUGGGGACCUGGAGCCGGAAUGCUGUCAGACUGACUUAUGUUCGCUAUUUUCAAACAUGUAAUAACGUACAUGUUUUAAAGCCAAAAUGUGUGUGUUCCUUCGGUUAUCCUUUGCUCAAAUACAGUCAGCCACAUCUCUCCCUGAGAACAGCAGCUGUGCUGCAGGGACAGGUUGUUCAAUUCAAACUCUCUGACAUUGGAGAAGGGAUUCGAGAAGUAACUAUUAAAGAAUGGUAUGUAAAAGAAGGAGAUACUGUGUCUCAGUUUGACAGCAUCUGUGAAGUUCAAAGUGACAAGGCCUCUGUCACCAUCACCAGCCGCUAUGAUGGUGUCAUUAAGAGACUCUAUUACAAUCUGGACGAUAUUGCGUAUGUGGGGAAGCCACUGAUAGACAUUGAAACAGAAGCUUUAAAGGAUUCAGAAGAAGAUGUUGUUGAAACUCCAGCUGUGUCUCAUGAAGAACACACUCACCAAGAGAUAAAAGGCCAGAAAACACUAGCGACACCUGCCGUUCGUCGUCUGGCGAUGGAAAACAACAUUAAGCUGAGUGAAGUUGUUGGCUCCGGAAAAGAUGGCAGAAUACUUAAAGAAGAUAUUCUCAACUUUUUGGAAAAGCAAACAGGAGCAAUAUUGCCUCCCUCACCAAAAGCUGAAAUAACACCACCUCCACCACAAGCCAAAGAUAGGACCUUUCCCACGCCAAUAUCAAAGCCUCCAGUAUUCACAGGCAAAGACAGAACAGAGCCCAUAACAGGUUUCCAAAAAGCAAUGGUCAAGACCAUGUCUGCAGCCUUGAAGAUUCCGCACUUCGGCUACUGUGACGAGGUGGACCUUACUGAACUGGUUAAGCUUCGGGAAGAAUUGAAGCCUGUUGCUUUGGCUCGUGGAAUCAAACUCUCCUUCAUGCCCUUCUUCUUAAAGGCUGCUUCUUUGGGAUUGCUCCAGUUUCCAAUCCUCAAUGCCUCUGUGGAUGAAAACUGCCAGAAUAUCACCUACAAGGCUUCUCACAACAUUGGGAUAGCAAUGGAUACUGAGCUGGGGUUAAUUGUCCCCAAUGUGAAGAAUGUUCAGGUCCGCUCUGUGUUUGAGAUCGCCAUGGAACUGAACCGACUCCAGAAACUGGGUUCUUCCGGUCAGCUCAGUACCACCGAUCUUACUGGAGGGACAUUUACUCUUUCCAACAUUGGAACAAUUGGUGGAACCUAUGCCAAGCCAGUGAUAUUGCCACCCGAAGUAGCCAUCGGGGCCCUGGGAGCAAUAACGGCCCUUCCCCGAUUUGACAAGAAAGGAGAAGUUUAUAAAGCACAGAUAAUGAAUGUGAGCUGGUCAGCUGAUCACAGGGUCAUUGACGGAGCCACGAUGUCACGCUUCUCUAACCUGUGGAAAUCCUACCUUGAAAACCCAGCAUUUAUGCUGCUCGAUCUGAAAUAAUGUGAAGUAAGACAUCCUUGAAUCUUUUGCAUUUCCAAAGAGUGCGUGAGGCCGGGCUGUGCCGCCACGUAUUCCUGUUACACUUGCGUUAGAAAUGAUCUGCGUUCCCCGCUUAAGUCUCUAAAGCACAGUAUUUACCACUGGCAUGGUAGGCUCUUGGCUGAAAAUAAACGAUGGUGAGAUGAUUGCCCUGGGGUAUCACACUGUGUAGGUGACAGGGUGACUUCUCAAUAUGGUGCUGAGAUCUUUGUGUCAAUCAGUUGAAACAGGCAACAAAACAAAAUUAAUGUUACUAAAAGGCAAGUAGCAAUAUACACAUGGUAUUUGCCAUGUUUCUUUCUGUUUUUAA
Messenger RNA from Phodopus roborovskii (desert hamster), 1861 nucleotides. RefSeq names its product dihydrolipoamide branched chain transacylase E2 (gene Dbt). The record is from RefSeq and is a predicted model, not a curated record. Gene Ontology annotation, cellular component: cytoplasm; mitochondrion. The coding region runs from base 64 to 1512 and encodes 482 amino acids. Gene Ontology annotation, molecular function: lipoic acid binding; acetyltransferase activity. The transcript has 11 exons. Lineage: Eukaryota; Metazoa; Chordata; Mammalia; Rodentia; Cricetidae.